UCAAAUUAAAUCUUACUCUGUGCGGUGUGUGCAUACGGAGAAGUAUUAUUAAACGAUAAAAUAUAACUAUUGCGUUAAAAAAUAAUGAAAUUGUGAUCGACAUAAUGAAGUGUUGACCCCGAUCGAUGACUUAUUGUGAUACUUAUUGGUGAUUAUCGUCGUGUGAGUUAGCUGAUUGUUUGAUUGUCAUCUCAUUUGAAAAACAGAUACAGAGAAACUUGAAACGGUAACUCGAAGAUAGGUAACAUACAUUGCAUAAUAUAAUAAUGCCCUUGAGGUUGUAUGUAUUCUAAAAUGUAAAACGUAGCAGUAUCGUUAGAAGACUUUGAAAAAUGAAAAUUAGAUGAAAAAGAUAAUUGAAAUCUUACUUCCUGAUUUCUAAUGUAUUACUUUUAAUUUUUCCCUCUGAGUUCUUCGUUGUAAUACAAUCAUUUGUAAUACUUCAACGUAUCUAAACAGAAGAAGGAACUCCUACGGUAUUAUUUCAUUGCAAGAAAUCUCGGUUUCUUCUUAUUUCUUUUUUUACUUUUAUGUUUCUGUUUUUUAUUUUGUAAUAAUUUAUUAUCAUGGUUGAGAAUAUCAUCCCUUUAAUUGUAUCCACCUGUUACAUUGUAUUGACGAGUUUAAUCGCAUAUUGGAUGAGAAGAUAUGUCAAUUAUUAUAUAAAAGAACCUUUGAUACAAUCCUUGUUUCUCGAAGGAAUAGCAACAGCUGAAUUAUGCGGUGCCUGUUUUGAACUCAUUAUAAUUGCAGAUAAUUGGGGAGUAUCCAUGUAUGCGAUAUAUUUAUUCAUUUUAACGAUUUGGUGGAGUUUGAAUUGGGGCGAUGCCAGUGCCUGUCCUUAUACGCAUCUCGAAGAAGCAGUGGAAGGAAAGAAAUCUUUACGUGUAGCCUUUCUCUUAAUAUGGGCAGAACUUAUCGGUGGUCUCGUUGUAUUUAGAUAUAUACAAUUGUUGUGGGCGUUAGAAAUCGUUCCUACGCACAAAAAUAAAGCUUUUGAAGAUUGCACUACGGACUUGCAGGUGCCAGUUAUAUUCGGUGCAGUUGUAGAAUGCGUAGCAACAUGUAUAUGCAGAGUAGUAUCCCGUGGAUUAAGCAACCUGAAUUCAAUCUUUGGUAUCAUCAUUGAUUCUUUCAUUGGAACUUCUUUAGUAGUCGCAGCAUUCAAUUAUUCCGGUGGCUACUUCAAUCCUGCAUUGGCUACAUCGUUGAAAUAUGGUUGUUUAGGAACUUCUUUUAUGGAACAUGUAAUUGUUUAUUGGGUUGGAGCUUGUGCAGGUUCUAUCGCUUCUGUGAGAAUAUACAACAUGCCUUUUAUUCAAAAUUUUAUCAAUGGAAGAAAGGAAAAAGCUUCUUAAGAAAAAGAUUCUCGACGGAUCUACCAAACGUCAUAUUCUUCCUUUUUUAAUUUUGUGUUUAUUCGCGUUGGUUGGUACCUUAAUAUUAAUAUUUCUUUUCUUUUUCCCUACGGUAGUUUGUGGAAUAACGUUAGAAGUUAGGUUUAAAAAAUUGAAACAGAUAAAUAUGCGAACAAAAGAAACGCACACAUUUUAUUGUUCAAAACGAUGUAUAUAAAUCGCGUAGUAUAAUAAAUUAAGUACUAUUCCAAAGUAAA
Messenger RNA from Vespula pensylvanica (western yellowjacket), 1615 nucleotides. It is a transcript of the gene AQP, whose product is annotated as aquaporin-11. Gene Ontology annotation, molecular function: channel activity. Lineage: Eukaryota; Metazoa; Arthropoda; Insecta; Hymenoptera; Vespidae. Bases 567 to 1358 code for a protein of 263 amino acids. The record is from RefSeq and is a predicted model, not a curated record. The transcript is spliced from 5 exons. Gene Ontology annotation, cellular component: cytoplasm.